Messenger RNA from Stereum hirsutum FP-91666 SS1, 1587 nucleotides. Its product is annotated as MFS general substrate transporter. Gene Ontology annotation, molecular function: transmembrane transporter activity. The transcript is spliced from 10 exons. The record is from RefSeq and is a predicted model, not a curated record. Bases 1 to 1587 code for a protein of 528 amino acids. Gene Ontology annotation, biological process: transmembrane transport. NCBI's taxonomy places the organism in Eukaryota, Fungi, Basidiomycota, Agaricomycetes, Russulales, Stereaceae.
AUGUCAACGAACAAUUAUACAGACCCGAGUCAUGUCUCGCAGCCAACCUGCAACACGCACUCUCAUGACGAAACUUCCACUCUUUUGAACCACGAACAGACUCCUUCUCUCGAAUCUCAGUCGACCAAAAAUACCCCUAAAACUCCUACGCCGCUUCCUUACGCUCAGCUCGCGUGCCUCUGUCUUGUGCGCACUGCCGAACCCAUCAAUUUCACUCAUAUCUUUCCCUAUGUCAAUCAAAUGCUUGCGGGAAUGCACGUCACGGACGACCCGUCUCGCAUUGGUUUCUAUAGUGGUGUAGUUGAAAGCGCUUUCGCUGUGGCCCAACUCUGUUCAAUCUACCAGUGGGCUCGUCUCUCCGAUGUCAUUGGGCGCAAGCCCGUCAUCCUGGCGGGCAUCUUGGGGAUGUCCAUCGCCUCUCUCUUCUUUGGCCUGUCAAAAAGUCUCGCAGGCGUGAUUCUUGCCCGUUGCCUUGCUGGACUCGCCUCCGGCAAUGCCGCCGUCAUCUCCUCCGUCUUGGGAGAGCUGACUGACUCGACGAAUCAAGCCAUCGCCUUCCCGAUAUAUGGCCUCACUUGGCCCGCUGGCGCUAUCAUCGGACCGUUGUUGGGUGGCGCACUCUCGAACCCUGCCGCCAAGUUUCCCAGCUUGGCGAAUAACGAGUUCCUCCGCAUGUAUCCUUAUUUCCUUCCUGGCUUUGUCGCGGCCACCGUCUCUGUAACAGGUGUGGUAUUUGGUUAUCUCUUUCUCCAAGAGACCUUACCGAGCAAGCGCCAAAAGUCUGAAAAGUCCCCGUCGCUCUUCGAGGAGACACCUGCUUCGCCGGCUACUACCACUGCUGAUUGCUCGAAGGCUGAACCUCCAUGUGUCAGGACGUUAUUGUCAAUUCCCACCAUCCGCGUUAUGAGCACCUCUGGUCUUUUCCUCGCAUUCGCAUCCACCGCAUUCGAUGUAACUUUUGUCCUUUUCUGCUAUACCCCUAUCCAACUCGGUGGUCUCGCAUUCACUGUACACCAAAUCGGCUACAGCCUCGCCGUCUCCGGCUUCGUCGCUAUCCUCCUCCAAAUCUUCAUCACGCCCAUCAUCCUCGCUCGCUGCGACCUCAUCCGUGUCUACAACACCUGCAUGAGGCUCUGGCCCUGGGGCUUCCUCGCCAUGCCUUUCGUCAACCUUAUCGCUCGUGCGGGCCUCGCGCAAGCCGCGGUGGAUAAGAAGGUGCAGGCGUUGGUGUGGUGUGGCGUCGCGGCGGUGCUGGCCUUCACGAGGGCUGCGUGUCUUGCGUAUUCAAUUAGCAUGAUUCUCGUCAAGCAAGGUGCACCCAAGGGAUGUCUCGGAGUGACGAACGGUAUCGUCCAGUUCUCGAUGUGUUUCGCCAGAGCGUUCGCCCCCGCUCUUGCCAGUUCAGUCUUCGCCUUCUCCCUCGACUCUAAUAUCUGUGGCGGAUAUCUGUGGGUCAUCGUCAUGGUCGCUAUCACCGGAGCCGGGACUAUCCUCUCUGGAAGUUUGGAACGGAGCAGGAAGCUGAUAUACGCGGAUGGUGCGAAUAAUGGCGCGGAGGGUGAGGUCGCGGCGUUGGCUUUUGAGUAA